UUGUUUUUUUAUAGAAAAAGUUCAUUUACCAUCUUAUUUAUUGUCAAAAUAAAAAUAAAUAAAUCAGCUUAGCCAGUGUAUAAAAGAUAAUUAUUACUCUAUGUCACCAUGCUGCUGGCUCUGCUUCUGGUUCUGAGCCUUUUCUCUGGGACUCUCUGCUCUGAGUCAUCUUCAAUAAUUAUCCAUUACCGGGUUUGGGAGGAGCAGCCGUCGGGAACUCGGGUCGGCCGUCUGUUGGACGACCUCCGUCAGAGGGAUGAAGUCGGCCCUCUGGAGGAUUUCCAGGUGGUGGAGCAGGUAAAGGCCCUUCCUUUCUCUGUCAUGGCUCGAGAUGGGGUCAUCUCCACCCAAGGUCAACUGGACAGGGAGGCGCUGUGCCGGGGAUCAGACCUUUGUGAGGUGGCCUUCAGCGUCCUCUACAGAAAAAGCGGCUCUGUGAACUGCCUCCGGAUCCGUGUUGAAGUGAUGGACCUAAACGACCAUAGUCCCAACUUCCCCAACACCACACAGGAGGUGGAGAUCUCAGAGACUGCCCCCCUUCGCAUGCGAAUCCCUUUAGAUCGAGCUGUUGAUCUCGAUGCAGGGCCCAACGGCCUCCAGACCUAUUCCCUAUCAGUUAAUCAGCACUUUGCUUUGGAUGUGACAGAUGCUUCGGGUGGGUCAAAACAAGCAGAGCUGGUGGUUAUCAAAGAGUUAGACAGGGAGGUUCAGGACUCUUUUGACCUGAUCCUGGUAGCAUACGAUAAAGGGAACCCACCAAAGUCCGGGAGCAUGUCUGUCCAUGUGUUGAUUCAGGACUCAAAUGAUAACAGCCCGGCUUUUGUGGAGAGCAGUCCAACUGUGACUCUAAGUGAGAAUACACCCAUUGGGACAACGAUCUUCAAGCUUACAGCAACUGACCCAGACCUCGGUGCCAAUGGUGAGGUGAAGUACUGGUUCAGUAAACACACCCCCCCAGAGUUUCAAAAACUUUUCCAUGUGGAUUCACAGACUGGAGAGGUGAUUGUAAAGGCUCCUCUAGACUAUGAGAGGGAGCCAUCCUAUGUGCUCAACAUACUGGCCAUUGAUCAUGGUCCCAAUAGCAUGCCAACUCACUGCAAGCUACAUAUCAAGCUUGUAGAUGUAAAUGAUCACGCACCAAGGAUUAGCACAAAAUGGCUUUCACCCUCCUCGGCUGUCCCCACUGUCAGGGAAGGAGCUCCGAUUGAUACGUUUCUUGUACUGGUGACAGUUUAUGAUGCAGAUUCAGGAAAAAAUGGAGAAGUGAGCCUGACUAUUCAAGAGGGAUCAGGGCCUUUCCGUCUUAAAUCCAGUGAUCAUUUUAAUUUCUUGAUUGUAACAAAUAGCUCCUUGGAUCGAGAGAAGGUUAAUAAUUAUAACAUCAAACUCAUUGCUCAGGACCAUGGAAAUCCAUCUUUAGUUACUAUUGAAAACUUGUCAGUUUCUGUUCUAGAUGAGAAUGACAAUGCACCAGUAUUUCUCAAAUCUAUUUAUAAGACUUCAAUUAAGGAAAACAAUUUUAAAGAGGAUGCACUUCUUGAAGUCAAAGCAAGUGAUGAUGACCAGGGACUCAAUGGAAAAGUUUCUUACAAAAUAAAGAAACUUGCUGACCAAAAAAUUUUCUCCAUACACCCAACAACUGGAAUCAUAAGGGUACUCCGAAGCUUAGACCACGAGGAAUCUCAGAGCUACUCUUUCAUUGUGGAAGCUGUGGACUAUGGGCACCCGCCACUGACUGGUUCAACCACAGUCCAGAUUAAUGUUGAGGAUUUAAACGACAACUCUCCAGUCAUCAAGGAACCAAAACCGAGAAACAGGGUGGUUUCUGUGAGCAUCCCCGUGAAUGCACACAGAGGGGAGAUUGUGACCGAGCUCGGAAACGACACAGAAGAAAAACCCACUUCUCUGCCGAUCAGUCGCUCAGUUUUGGAUGGAUUCAACCGCUUCCCUGCAUCAACAAUAAAAGCCGAGGAUCCAGACUCGGGACUCAAUGGACAGCUAAAGUACAUCAUUUCAAAUGGAAACACAAAUGGCUUGUUCUGGAUGGAUGAAGAUACAGGGCAGCUAUUUGUAAAUGCCACCAAUGCCACUGAGCUGAUUGGGAGAACUUUUAAGAUGGAGCUGUCUGUGGCAGACAUGGGCUCUCCCAGCUACAAGACUGAGGCGACUCUGGAGGUAACUUUCAUCAAUCUCCAGGACCACUUGAAGAACUCCUCACCUGGAAACCGAGGGCAACUUAGCUUUACUAUGAUGAUGGCCGUCUGCCUGGGUGCCACAUGCCUGCUCCUUCUGUUGGCCAUCGCGUUGGUGACAACAUUUUGCCGACCCGAGAAACGGGACAACCGUGCUUACAAUUGCAGACAGGCUGAAUCCAGCUACACCCGACAUCCUCGAAGGCCACAAAAGAACAUCAGAAAAUCUGACAUCCAGCUAAUUCCAGUGAUCCGAGGGCGCAAAGAAGAGCCGUCUGAGGAAGACAGUGAGGUCCAGCCUCUGACUCUUGCUCCACUACCAGAAGAUCAACAAACUGAGAGAGAGUAUAACUUCGUACCAUCGGUUAUGAACACCAGCUUCCAUUCCCAAAACUACCCGGAAGUGGAUUCCCCUCAGCAUGUUGGCCAUCACUGCAAAACCCUUCGGAAACCUGGCAAUAUUGAACUUGAUGGGACUUUGACCCUGACACCAGCUACAUCAUACCAGACCCUCUGUAAAACCAGAAACCCUUCCUCGUCCUCUUCUUCGCUGUCACACUUUAGCACCUUGAAGCGUAAUAAGCUGCACCCAGAAAGCGAAGAGUCACGUCCUCAGCGUUCGACGUCCCAGGCAACUCUAAGGAGGCCGAAGACAUCAGAUGGUCAGCAAGAUGCAGAACACCAGCAAAUGCUUCGAAACCUGGUCCGUCUCUCCAUGGCUGCAUUCGGAGACACCAUCGAGCUUUCCUCAGCUUCCCCAGAGGUGCAGCAGAUCUCUCAGCUCCUCUCCCUGCUCCGUCAGGGACAGCUGCAACCAAGGACAAACUUCCGCGGAAACAAGUAUUCCCAUCGGAACGGCAGAUAUGGAGGUCACGAGUGCUCAGAUUGGCAGAGCACCAAAGACAGUGGACAUGGAGAGAGUGAGGCUGGUGAUGUGGACUGGGAAGCAGGAAGAGACUCACCCAUAGAUCCACAGCUGGAAGAAGGCCUCAGUAACCUGCUCAACAGCUCAGAUGAUGUUUUCUCGGAGAUCAGUGACCCCGCCUGGAUGGCCAGGCUCUCCCUGCCGCUCACAGCCGAUUACCACGACAACGUCUUUGUGCCCAAUGGUCCUCCGUCUCCUGAAAGCGAGCUUCCGCCGCGGGACGGCCUGAACUCCACCUCGUCUUUCUCCACCUUUGGUAAAACUCCAGAGAAAGACGGCCAGCUGGGCGGAGCUUUGCUGUCAGAGGUCAGCACGCUGUUUGAGAUGCUGAUGACUCAGAAGGCCGACGCCCACCCAGGCCCUCGGCCUGACGUCCUGUACAGGCUGUCAGCAGCGUACCGACGCUCUCUGGGUUUGGACGCGACAACAUCUGCUGGAGGCAGCGCCCCAAAGAACUGCUCUGAAAAGAGGCCGACUGCGGCCUCAAAACAUCAGUACCAGUGACUGUUACAUGCAUUCAAACAUCGCAGAAGACCAAAGGGAGCGGGGACCAGAAUGAGAGAAGGGUUGGGGUUUAAAAAAAAUCUAAAGAAUAAACCCAGGAUCUGAAAAUUAAUUAACUUUAAAAGCUCAUUUUCAGCAGUUCUGUGCAAAUACCAGGGAAGACCCAAGAUUGUCUUCAGAGUGAUCAAUUUUCCAGCUUUUGACCCAUUGCUUAACAGAUAUAAAAAUCCAACUUUCUUCACUAUUAUCACUAAUGUGGAACUGAAAUAAAUCCUAACAUGUGUACUUUUUUUUUUACUUAAAAACCUUUUCAAUCUUUAGACUCAUGGAGAAUGAGGUACGAGGUGUUCAGUUGGUUGCAGACUGUAGUAUAUGUUGCUAGAUGUCACUGUAUCACACACUGGAGCUCACUAAUGCAGAACAAAAAUAACUGAAGACGAGAGCAGCAACAGUGUGCAGUUAUUUUAAAUUUUUUAACCACUCUCUAAUGGGUUUACUUUUAAAUACGAAGGACACAAAUUGACAGAAUAAUUAUAUACAUUUGUUUAGCAUCGUUUUUAAGAAUGUAAUAGCACAACCAAAAAACUGGGGGGAACAAAAAUCAAGAUAAUUUUUACAAUUCAUUGAUUCCUGAGAGGUAUUUUAAAUACUAGAACAAAUGGUUGGAAAAUAAUAUGAAAUUCAUUGACAACAAGUCAGUUAUGCCCAACAAAUAAUAGUUAAUCCACAAAAGUGUCUGAUUCUAGAAAUCAGAACAAUAUUAGCUAUUUUUAUUUUAAUCUUUAAAUAUUUGAUGCCAGAUUGAACAUUGCGUGGCUGUUUUGUCUUGUAUAGUUUUUAUCUUUCAAAACAUUUUAAUGGAAUAAGGAGGCAGUUUGUCAAUUACAAAGCAGAUGAGAAAAGAAAGAUCUUUUUUAAUCUAAAGAGGAUAUAAAAUGAAAGAUCUAAAUUUUUCCAUUUAAUCAUAGAUACAUUUUAUAAUUACAAACUGUGAAAUUUACUCGUUGUGACUGUUAAUUUUCCAGCAAACACUUUUUUCAUCAUGCUGGCUGUUUGAACAGAAGUAAAUCUGCUUAGAUAUGCAUCCAAAGGGUUGAAGUUAUUUUUAAAAGGAGUGAAAUCCUGCAAAAUGUUGCUUACGAAGCAGGAAAGGAGGCAGGUGAUCUCCCUCUGUCAAAACCUGAUAAAGUCCAAAAGGGAGCAGAGGGAAAUGUUUUCAUUUUCGUUUUCUUCUGAACUAAAAUCGAGCUGAAAUCCAAAAAGAACAGGACAAAGAUUGUGAUUGUUUAAAUUCCCUAAAAGUGUCUUACAUGUAGUUGUUUCUGUUUAUCCAACAGCACUUUGUACAUAUUUUUUUUGUUAAACUUUUCUUUAGUAUGAAAAUGUAUU
Poecilia reticulata (guppy) is the source of this 5010-nucleotide messenger RNA. RefSeq names its product protocadherin 12 (gene pcdh12). The record is from RefSeq and is a predicted model, not a curated record. Gene Ontology annotation, biological process: homophilic cell-cell adhesion. Gene Ontology annotation, molecular function: calcium ion binding. Lineage: Eukaryota; Metazoa; Chordata; Actinopteri; Cyprinodontiformes; Poeciliidae. Gene Ontology annotation, cellular component: plasma membrane.